This is a messenger RNA of Eurytemora carolleeae, 2620 nucleotides long. RefSeq names its product synaptotagmin 1. NCBI's taxonomy places the organism in Eukaryota, Metazoa, Arthropoda, Copepoda, Calanoida, Temoridae. The transcript has 15 exons. Gene Ontology annotation, cellular component: dense core granule; synaptic vesicle membrane; axon. The coding region runs from base 292 to 1776 and encodes 494 amino acids. Gene Ontology annotation, biological process: calcium ion-regulated exocytosis of neurotransmitter; regulation of dopamine secretion; regulation of calcium ion-dependent exocytosis. Gene Ontology annotation, molecular function: clathrin binding; syntaxin binding; calcium ion binding. The record is from RefSeq and is a predicted model, not a curated record.
GCCCAGAAACCAGCAGUUCAGGCGGGAAGCCUGCUCAUACACAACCAUACUACAACCACCCUACCCUGCAACCAUACUCAAUAUCAGAACAGGAGGAUGAGUUGCAUGCUGCCCUCUGCACAAUUAUCCACCUGGGGCCCCGAGCCCCCACCUUGGGGAGUCCAGGGCCCGCUGCACUAUCCAAGGGGGGUUCAAGACCCCCUCUAGAAACCUGGAACACCCAUGAGGAGGGGAAAAGGUUCGAAGAAGGUUGAAUUUCUGGUGAGGGGGAUCCUUCUUUUCUAAAUCAGGAUGACUGUUCGACGGCUGUUUCUAGGAUUGGUUCUUCUUCUUGUCGUUUGCCAGCUUUCCUUCGCAGCUUCGGAUACAAGGAUUAGGUCUCGCUACAGGAGGGAUGCCGAGAAAGAGGCCGAGGUGGAGGUUAAGGAGGAGAUAAAGGAGGAGAAGGAAGAGAAGGAGGUGAAGGAGGAGAAGAAGGAGUCGAAGGAGAGUAUCCUGGAGAAGACGAAGAAAAAGAUAAUGAAGGUUGAGCACAAGGCGGAAGAUUUUUUAAAACCAGUCGCGGAGAAACUUCACAUGAAACCAUGGAUGAUACUCGCGAUUAUAGCUACAGUGAUCCUGGUCCUACUCUUAGUAGGAGGCUGGUGCGCUUGGAGAUUCUUGAGGAAGAAGAGACCAAAGGGUUCAGAUGAUAACAAGGACGACGAUGAGCAGGACCUGGUUGGGAACGAGGAGGAGCAGGCCGAAGAGAUCGAGGAGAUCAAGGGAAAUGAAGACUUCAAGGGGAAGAUCCAUUACAAGCUGGAGUAUGAUUUCACAACUCAGGAACUCAAAGUUACGGUGAUUGAAUGUAGUGACCUGCCUCCGACUGAUUGGAGUACAGGGCUCACAGAUCCAUUCGUCAAGGUCUACCUGCUCCCUGAUAAAAAACCGAAGUAUGAAACCAAAGUUCACAGAAAGAACUUAAAUCCAAAAUUUGACCAGACCUUCAUCUUUAAGAAUCUUCCAUAUGUUGAUACGUUCGACAAGACCCUUGUGUUCGCUGUCUACGAUUACGACAGAUUCUCCUCUUCAGACCAAACAGGGGAGUUCCAGCUCCCACUCAACCAGGUUGAUCUGGCAGGACCAGUUCAGGAGUGGAAGGAUUUGGCUCCGGUUGAUGAUGGUUCAAAUCAAUAUCUUGGAGAUCUUUGUCUUUCUCUCCGAUACGUUCCUUCUUCCGGAAAACUGACUGUUGCUGUUCUUGAGGCGAGGAAGCUAAAGAAGAUGGAUAUCACCGGAGCUUCGGAUCCAUACGUUAAACUUAAACUUUUCGAUUCUAAGCAAAAGAGGAUUGGAAAGAAAAAGAAGACCAGCGUGAAGAGCUGCAACUUGAAUCCCUACUGGAACGAAUCCUUCGUGUUUAUCAUUGACGAGAUGGAUAUGAAGAGAGUUACUCUUGAUAUCACGGUUUGUGAUUACGAUCUUAUCGGUGGUGGAGAUCCUAUUGGAAAGAUAAAGCUGGGUUGGAGUCAGAAUAAGGAAUACAAACCAGGAUUCAAACACUGGAAAGAAGCUCUAGAGAAUCCUAGAAGACCAAUAAUCAAGUGGCACGUUCUCCAGGACCCUGAACCAGAGGAAGAUGAUGAAAAGGACAAAAAGGACAAGGACAAGGAUAAGAAGAAAGACAAAGACAAGAAGGACAAAAAGGACGACAAGAAGGAUGAUAAAAAGGAUGAUAAGAAGGAUGAGAAGAAGGAAGAAAAGAAGGAGGAGAAGAAAGAUGAGAAGAAGUAGGAAGAGUCGAAGAAACUUUCUGAUCUGUUAGUUGAUAAAUCAAACUUGAGUUAUCUUCUUUGGACAAACCAUUAUCCACGAAACAAUAGAAUUUGAUCCUCCGGAUCCCGUUGUAUAUUCUCUUGCAAACAACGGGAUCUUGAUCCUGUUGUCUACAUUCUCUUGCAAACAACGGGAUCCUGAUCCCGUUGUCUAUUCUCUUGCAAACAACGGGAUCCUGAUCCCGUUGUCUAUUCUCUUGCAAACAACGGGAUCGUCUAAUGGAUUACCAACCUCCAAAUGAACUGCUACAAAAUCAGAAGGGUGCAUUUUGAUAAAUGCAAGAAAACACGGUCUUCGGAUUUUUUUGCGGAAUCUCAAAACAUUCCGACAUGUUGCAAUGCACUCGUUUCUCCGUACAAGUUAUUUUCUUGAAACAGUUUGUUGAUGUUCGAUUUCUCUUUUCACUAUUCUAACGCUCAACUAUGGAUAGAACCUGUACAAGUAGAAUUCUACAAUCGCAUAAUAUUAUUUAAUAAGCUUCAAAGCAAUAAGUUUCUGCAAUUAACUAAUUAAUUGAUUAAGUAAUUUUUAAUCCUUUUUAUUUUGGUUCAAUUCGUUGAACCGCGUGUUCCUUGUCCUGUAGUUAAGGGUUUGGAUUAAAACUAAUUUUAGGUUUUAGUUUUUAAAUUAAUUUCUUAAAUAUAUCUGAUGUACAAGAUGUAGAACUAGUAGUCUGGAGUGAAUGCAUCUAUUUAACCUGUGUAUGCUUGUACAUACUAGCACUGGAUCAAUUAUAACAUUGUGAGAAAAUUUAUGAAAAAUCUUGUUAAAUCUUUUAUUCAAUAAAAGAUCUAUUGUAGAA